Lingula anatina is the source of this 7754-nucleotide messenger RNA. Its product is annotated as MAM and LDL-receptor class A domain-containing protein 1-like. Lineage: Eukaryota; Metazoa; Brachiopoda; Lingulata; Lingulida; Lingulidae. The record is from RefSeq and is a predicted model, not a curated record. Gene Ontology annotation, cellular component: membrane.
ACUGUUCCUUUGAUGCUGAUAAAUGUGGCAUGAUUGACCAAACAGAUGACAAUGUAGACUGGAUCAGAAAAACAGGAAGCACCACAUCAUCAUAUACAGGUGCCAGUGCAGACCACACCAGUGGGUCAGGACACUACAUGUACAUUGAGGCAUCAGAUUAUUCUAUGAGCGAUUCUGAUAAAGCUCGUUUGGCCACACCGUACCUGAAUAACCCUAGUGGUUGCUCCGGAAGAGUGAGUUUUUGGUAUCAUGCCUAUGGAAGUGGUCUAGGUCAUCUGAAGGUGUUUUACAUGAAGGCAGGUGACAGCACACUGUAUGGGCCAGUAUGGACACACCCAGGAGUUACUGAGUCUCACAACCAAUGGAAAACUGGGUCUGUUGAAAUUCCUACUACUUCAGCUUAUAAGGUAGUGUUUGAAGCAUCUAGGGGCACAAGUUCAAAAAGUGAUUACUGUUUGGACGAUAUUUCAAUAACAGCAGGUCGCUGUGGUGGAUGGUGGUUUAACUGCGAUUUUGAACAAGAUGAGUGUGGCUUGGUGCAGUCUACUGCAGAUGAUGGAGACUGGACGAGACACACAGGAUCUACAUUUACGUCCGGCACUGGGCCAUCAGGUGACCACACCACAGGCUCUGGAUACUACAUGUACAUGGAAGCAAGUUCUAUGGCCAACAAUGAGUAUGUCAUCCUAGAGACCCCACUGUUUCCAGUACUCAAUGCACAGUGUACCACUGUCACUGUGAAUCUUUGGUACCAUGCAUUUGGAAAUCAGUGGAGGUCAUUCAUGGUGUCCUAUGUGGAUUCCAUUGGAAGUUACAGUCUGUUUCAUAUCAAAGAAUGGGAGAAAGAUUUUUGGCGUUUUGUUUCAUCCACUUUUAAGCCCAGUGUGAAUUUUAAGAUGCAGUUUUAUGCUGAAAGAAGGAAUGGUGAAGCAGCAGACAUUGCAAUUGAUGACAUCUCUAUAUCACAAGCUGAUUGUGCAUUAAACACUGCUCAUGAGUUGUCACAAGCAUCUCCAUACCAGUGUACAUUUGAUGAUGGCACUUGUCAGUUUGUACAAGAUGGACACUCUGAUGAUAACUUUGACUGGUAUCUCAACACCAAGGACACACAAAAAUCAAAUACAGGCCCCAGUCAGGAUCACACUUCAGGAAUUGGAUAUUACUAUUAUGUCAACACAAGGCUGAAUGAUGUCAGUGGUCACACGGCACGUCUGCUGUCUCCCAAUUUUCACUCAAGCUGUGGUGGUGCCACACUGGGUUUCUGGUAUAAUGCUGAUGGAAAUGCUCUUGCUGGCCUGAAUGUAAAGCUGAAGAAAGUUGGAAGCAGUGAGAAUCUGUUGUGGCACCAUGAUGGAACUGAUGAAAAUGAUGUCUGGCGUGAAGUUACACUGGAAAUAGACUCUGAUACAAAUUUUGUUAUUGUGUUUGAAACUGAAUCCAGAGGACAAGAAGGAGAAUAUGCAAUAGAUGAUGUUACUUUAACAGUCCCAUCUGAUUGUGGGGUGUUUACCUACAAUUUUACCUGUAACUUUGACACAAAUGACUGUGGCGUCACCCAGCGAACAGAUGAUAAUGGUGACUGGCAGCGUAAUAGUGGUGCUACCAGCACAUCAGGCACUGGUCCUAGCAGUGACCAUUCAGGUUCUGGAAGCUACUUCUAUAUAGACGGCACUUACUUUGGUGACCGAGAGUAUGCUGCAUUUGAAACGCCUCGCAUAGAUUUGGCCUAUAAUUGUAGUCUUGUGACACUGCGUUAUUGGUACCAUGGAUAUGGCAGUGAUCUCCUCUCUUUGACAUCAAAGUUAGUGGAUGCUGGGGGUGAACACUGGAUUCACUUCAUAAAAAUGCUCUCAUACAAUGAGUGGUUUCUUGUAGAAUCUUCUUUCAAACCAUUCAGUAAAUUCAAAGUGCGAUUUACAGCAACAAGAGAUGAUGGAUGGGAGAGUGAUUACGCAGUGGAUGACAUUUCUAUUACUCAAACCGACUGCAAUGAAAAUGCAUUGACACAGUUCAGCUGUACAUUUGAAGAUGGGGUGUGUGGCUUUGAGCAGGAUUGGGAUGACGAUACAAACUUCUUCCUAUCUACAAGACAGACUUUGAGCUCUAGCACCGGACCUAGUGGAGAUUUUACGGAUAUGUCAGAUACAACUGGUUAUUUCAUCUAUUUGGAGGGGACUGACCCUUCACCUCAGCCCAAUGGAGCUAUAGCACGAGUACGAACACCUUGGAUUGACCUUAGCUCAACUGGUGCCUGUGCAGCUGCUUUGAAUUUCUGGUACCAUGCUUUUGGUGCUGCACUUGGUGAUCUACGGGUUUAUUAUCACCUGGAUGAUGGCAGCAAUGACAAACUGCUUUGGUCACAAGGAGGCAGUUCAGAAGACAAAUGGAAAUCCAAGUUAUUACUGUUACCUCUUAAAAAUACCAAGUUUCAGAUUGUUUUUGAAGCUCAGAGGGGAAAUGAUCAUGAGUCUGAUUAUGCCAUAGAUGAUGUGAAUAUUUUAACCCAGAUGAACUGUGAAAACCUUGCUUUUGGAAAAGAGGCAUAUGCUGGUAGUACAAAUGCAGUUUCACCUUAUCAAGCUUUAGAUGGAAACCAAGAUCCGAUUUAUUCACAUAAAUCCUGCUGGGAAUCUAAUGCUAUGACAGAUCCUUGGUUUGUAGUAGAUCUUCAGAGAUACACCUUUAUAACCACUGUAACUAUUACAGGGAGAGGGGACUGCUGCAAUGACCGUCUUCAUGACUUCGUAAUAUCUGUGAGUGAUGAGUUUGACAUCGACAGAGGACAUAACUCUAGUACUUGGACCUGGUGUUCUAACUUUACUGGAACAUGGCCUGGAGGGGGAGCCACUGACACUUUUAACUGUGCCAGUCCACUAGCAGGCAGAUAUGUCUCCAUUCAGAUAGAAGGAAACAAUGAAAUUAUGAAUCUGUGUGAAAUACAAGUGAAAGGAGAUGAUAAUAGUGGUCUACCAUACGAAACAAGCUGUGACUUUGAGAACUCCACCAUUUGCAACUUUAAUCAGCUCACAUCAGAUCAGUUUGACUGGACUUUGAAGAGCGGAUCCACUCCUACUGCAAGCACUGGACCUUCUGCUGACCCUAUAACAAAAGAAGGAAUAGGACAUUACUUGUAUAUUGAAGUAGAUGGUCAAUCAAAUGGUGCCAUAGCUGCUUUGGAAACUCCAGAUCUUGAGGUUCAUCAGUGUGGAUUAGUGACUUUGAGAUUCUGGGCACACAUCUAUGGUGGUGAUGUCAAUGCACUGACUGUAAUAUUACUUGAAAAAGAAUCUGGACAAUCGACUUUUAACAGAAAUAUGAAACUUUUCCAUCUAAAUGAGGUCCGGAAUGCAUGGAAGGAACAUACAUGGAUCCUACAACCAUCUGGAAUUACUCAUUUUAAAAUUCAGUUUAAUGGUAUUGCUGGAUCUGGAACUGGUGGAGAUAUAGCUAUUGAUGGUAUUAGAGUGAUUCAGGUGCCUGGCAACUGUAUAGAAGUUGUGUCCACCCCAGCAUCCUUUCAAUUUGACAGUGAUAACUGUGGUUUCACACAGGAUAAAGAUGAAGAGUUGGAGUGGACUCUUUAUAAGAGAGAGGCUCCAGGGAGGAGUAGCACUGGGCCACAGGCAGACCGCACGGGGAAUGAUGGAUUUUACUACCUGCUGGAGCCCAGAUAUCAGACUGCUUCUUCACAAGCCAUAGCAAGGAUAAGAUCCCCAUGGAUAAACAUUUCCCAGGAACACUGCCAGGCCACUGUAAGCUUUGAGUACCAUGCAUUUGGAUCUCAUUUGGUGACUUUCAAUGUGAAAUACCAGAUAAAUGGCAGCAGCCAGGUAUAUACAGCAUGGAGUCAUGACGGCAGUAGUCAAGAUCAGUGGAGACAUGUGGAUGUCCUCCUAAACACUACGGAGAGGUUCCAAGUCAUAUUUGAAGGAAUAAAAGCAUCAGGUGCCACGGUGGAUGACAGCUCUAUUGCUAUUGAUGACAUAACAAUAACAAAUGCAGCCUGUGGCUGCACACCUCCACCCAAUGGUACCAUGGCCUCUUACAGCCCAGUGAAAACCCACUAUAGGAACUCAGAGGAGGUUCAGUACACUUGUGAUGCUGGUUAUUCACAGAGUGCAGGGAAUAUAAGCUUUACCUGUGGAGUGACUGGACAGUGGACAGGAGGGGCACCAUUGGAGUGUGACCGAUGUAAUGACCCUGGUGAAGGGGUGAAUGCCACAAAAACAGUGGGGGGAUAUCAGAUAGGAGGCGAUGUCACAUAUGGUUGUUUCCAAGGCUACGAUGUUGUCAAUGGAUCUCUAAGACUCACAUGCCAGGCAAACUUUACUUGGGAUGGAUAUCCACCAACAUGUGCAUACCUGGCAGAUAAAACACAGUGCACCAGUCCUUGGGGUUAUGGGUACUGGGGCAACUGCUUUAUCAUCAAUUCAACAGAAGUAUCUCCAUCUGAAGCCAGAAGGAAAUGUUUGGAAGUUGGUGGCUACAUAGCUGUGCCUACAGACACUGGCAUAAAGAGUCAUCUUCAGAAUGUCCUCUCCACAUUACCACAGUACUCAUCAAUUUCAAAAUGGCUGGUUGGCUUACACGAUCCAUAUUCUUUAAAUGUUUAUCGCAGUGUUGAUGGCUCCUUCGUAGAUGUUACAGGUAUCAUGGAUUCCAAUGAACCAUCUGAUGUUUGGAGCCAAUUCAUGGUUAUGUCACAGGGUAGUGGAUAUUUACUGCAGGAUUUUAAUGACACGGCUUCCUCUUUUAUCUGUCAAAAGAAUUAUGGAUACCUUGGAUGCUACCAGAAACCAACAACCUCUAAAGCAGAAGUAACCAGUGAUAAACACAUGUCAGCAUUACAGUGUAUAGAGUACUGUCGGGGACUUGAUUACCCUAUAGUUGCUGUGUCCCUCACUCACUGCUAUUGUAGAACAAGCUAUAAUGAUUUAGCAAAAGCAGAUGAAAUGAUGUGUGAGCAGACGUGCACUGGGAAUUCCCUGGAAAACUGUGGCGGUGCCAAUCAUGCCCUUUUGUUUAUAGGCCCAAUGUAUCACUUGCGAGCAUUAACUUGUGAAUCUCUAAAAAGUCAAGGUGUGGUUCUUCCUGGUAAAUACUGGAUACGCCCUGAUGGGAAAGAGGUUUCUUUGAGGGUGGAAUGCUUCAUGGAACCCUGCAGUGAGUCUCUGUUGUCAUCCAGUCAAGUAGAAGUGUCAUCAGAAGCAGCAGCAGCCAACUUUCAAAAACAAAACAUUAAUCUUUAUGAUGAAGGUGCAUGGGCUCCAAAUACUUCUGAUAGUGCCCCCUGGGUCAAGCUCACCUUUAAUACCAGGCGCAUUGUAACUGGGAUUAUCACACAAGGAGGGUAUACCACACAGUCUACUUCAACAAACUGGAUAACACGGUACAGAGUUUCUUACAAUGAUGAAAAGGGGUGGCACAACUAUUCUUCCAAUGGAACUCUGGAGCUGUCAGGGAACACUGAUUGGAAUGGCCUGGUUACACAGUAUAUGCAACCACCAUUCAUAGCAGAUGCCAUAAGUAUACAUCUUCUGGCCUGGAAUGGGAGACCUGAAUUGCGCUUAGAAGUACUUGGAUGCUCCAUUCAAUCAUUGGAUGAUAACGAUAAUUAUGUUGGAUGCUACAUAGAGUCUAGUGGUGCUUUGUCAGAAAUGCCUGUUUCUGCUGGUACUGUCACAACAGCAGAUGAAUGCAUCAAUAACUGCAGGAACCUAGAUAUGAUCUAUGCUGGAAUCAGUGUUGGGAAUUGUUCCUGUAGCAACAGCCUUGGCAGAAUUGGUAAACUCAAGAAAUCCAGCUACUGUCAGCAAAGAUGUAGUGGUAACACCAAUCAGUAUUGUGGUGAUGAGGGAAUGCUAUCAGUGUACAGAGUAUGGGAUUCUCAAUGCCCUCCCAUUCCACAAGUAUCUCACGCCAGAUCAAACAGCACUUCCAGAACCCAUGGUUCUGUGGUUGGGUAUCAGUGUGAUACUGGAUAUAUGUUUCCAUCUGAUGCAGAGAACAUAACAGCAAUACAAUGUGCACAGGCACAGUGGACACAGACACCCCCAGAUUGCCAGGUUGUGAAUUGCACAACCUCGCCACCAUCAGUUGCAAACAGCACCAGUGUGCAAGGAGGCAUCAGAUAUGGGAGUCGNGAUUCCCAGAGAAAUCUUUAUGAUGAAGGUGCAUGGGCUCCAAAUACUUCUGAUAGUGGCCCCUGGGUCAAGCUCACCUUUAGUACUAGGCGCAUUGUAACUGGGAUUGUCACACAAGGAGGGUAUACCACACAGUCUACUUCAACAAACUGGAUAACACAGUACAGAGUUUCUUACAAUGAUGAAAAGGGGUGGCACAACUAUUCUUCCAAUGGAACUCUGGAGCUGUCAGGGAACACUGAUUGGAAUGGGCUGGUUACACAGUAUAUGCAACCACCAUUCAUAGCAGAUGCCAUAAGUAUACAUCUUCUGGCCUGGAAUGGGAGACCUGAAUUGCGCUUAGAAGUACUUGGAUGCUCAGUUCAAUCAUUGGAUGAUAACGAUAAUUAUGUUGGAUGCUACAUUGAGUCUAGUGGUGCUUUGUCAGAAAUGCCUGUUUCUGCUGGUACUGUCACAACAGCAGAUGAAUGCAUCAAUAACUGCAGGAACCUGGAUAUGAUCUAUGCUGGAAUCAGUGUUGGGAAUUGUUCCUGUAGCAACAGCCUUGGCAGAAUUGGUAAACUCAAGAAAUCCAGCUACUGUCAGCAAAGAUGCAGUGGUAACACCAAUCAGUAUUGUGGUGAUGAGGGAAUGCUAUCAGUGUACAGAGUAUGGGAUUCUCAAUGCCCUCCCAUUCCACAAGUAUCUCACGCCAGAUCAAACAGCACUUCCAGAACCCAUGGUUCUGUGGUUGGGUAUCAGUGUGAUACAGGAUAUACGUUUCCAUCUGAUGCAGAGAACAUAACAGCAAUACAAUGUGCACAGGCACAGUGGACACAGACACCCCCUGAUUGCCAGGUUGUGAAUUGCACAACCUCGCCACCAUCAGUUGCAAACAGCACCGGUGUGCAAGGAGGCAUCAGAUAUGGGAAUCAUGUGAACUACACUUGUUAUAAUGGAUAUCAGCUUCCAAAUGGAGCCAUAUUCACACAGAGCACCUGUCAGGCUGAUGGGACAUGGACCAAUAUUUUGGUACACUGUGAGCAUUCUCAAUGCCCUCCCAUUCCACAAGUAUCUCACGCCAGAUCAAACAGCACUUCCAGAACCCAUGGUUCUGUGGUUGGGUAUCAGUGUGAUACUGGAUAUAUGUUUCCAUCUGAUGCAGAGAACAUAACAGCAAUACAAUGUGCACAGGCACAGUGGACACAGACACCCCCAGAUUGCCAGGUUGUGAAUUGCACAACCUCGCCACCAUCAGUUGCAAACAGCACCAGUGUGCAAGGAGGCAUCAGAUAUGGGAGUCGUGUGAACUACACUUGUUAUAAUGGAUAUCAGCUUCCAAAUGGAGCCAUAUUCACACAGAGCACCUGUCAGGCUGAUGGGACAUGGACCAAUAUUUUGGUACACUGUGAGCCCAAGCAUUGUGGCAGCAGGCCCUCAGUGACGAAUGCGUUAGUUGUGCUUGAUGAAGGCACAGUUGUCACAUCCAGAAUCAGCUACCACUGCAAUCCUGGCUACCAGAUAGAAGGUUCUGAUGGCUUGGUACAGGAGGUCACUUGUUCUCUGGAGGCCCAGUGGAACACCACUGCACUGGAAAAUUGCACAGGUUUUCUUAAAACUUUACUGUCCUGA